AUGGAUGUUCCAAUACUGACUCCUGGUGUGAAGGAAUCUGUAGUACUGCAGGACGAUCGCCGUGCGAAGUCACUCGCUUAUCAUAUUUCUACGCCUAAUAUAACACGAUCGUUUGUUGAGGCUCCUCAUUGUGCGGUCACAGCCGGCCAAUACAAAGGAAUGCGUUGUAGAACCGGUGAAAGUAGCCCUUCUCCGAAGCCUAUGCUUCGCGACGGUGGCCAUCCUACCAGAGCUGGUGGUACUAUUUUAGACGCCUCGCAUCACAUCGAUGGAGAAGCACAUGAUACGAUGUAUGCAGAGGAUCUCGAAACUCUCGGUGUCAAUGAGGCUCUCGGAAAGACUCCACUGCCGGAGAGCUCUCUGAUAGCUAAAGCCAACGAGGAAGCUCCAUUAAAAACCGCCGAAACUUCUGAGCAGUCUUUUUCCGAGCUAAUUUUUCAAGACGUUCUUGAAGACUGCAGUCCUUCCAAAGUUAUCUCCGAUGGUUUGGAAGGAAUCGGUUUGGAAUGGCCGCCUAUGACUAUUGUAAAUGGGUGUUCUUCAAUAAUAAAGACUGAAGAUACGUUUGAUAUGAUAGCGAAAGAAGGGACCAGAACUUUUAUUGAAGCGGAAGCACCACCAUGUGAUUCCAUUUCUCAUGAUGAAAGUACUGCUGUAGCCGGUAGAGACCAAGCUAAUGCUCUCAGGGAUGCCUCAGCAUUGGAAGAAGCCCUCGGCCAUCUUUCCAAAUCACCGAUCACUUCGUGCGGUGACCACUUCGACAUGAGUUCAGAGAAAGAGGAGAAGAAACAGGGAAGGGCUGCAAAGAAAAGUAGCAGCUGUAGUCGAAAACGCACUCGGGAGUCGUCGAAAGAAUCUCAAAACUUGGGCGGAAUACUUCGAGAGAGCAAUUCAAAUAAGAAUGGCACCAAUCAUCUGAAGAGUCUGCUGAAAGAUGGGCAACAGAGUACGAUUUUUGAAUGCAGUAUGCUGGGUUGUUCAUCUAAAUUGAAAUGGCAUCCCAAAGUGGGAAGGAAUCGCUUGGUUGAUCAUGUACGAACGCAUUGGAAUAAGGAGGUGAAGAAAUGCAAAUUGUGUGAUUUUACGGCGAAAACCGCUAGAAAAAUACAUCAUCAUCACAUGCAUGAGCAUCCGAAUGAAGCGUUCAUGGGGGCUCAAUCAAACGAGACGGAGGAGGAUUUGAAAGAACUGCAGCGUUUGUACAUGCAAUGCUUCCCCGGUUCCGACGUACACACUGUUCUCCCUGAUCACUGGCAUUUGCAU
Molecule: messenger RNA, 1263 nt
Organism: Ostertagia ostertagi
Lineage: Eukaryota; Metazoa; Nematoda; Chromadorea; Rhabditida; Trichostrongylidae
Source: the annotation of a GenBank genome assembly